Molecule: messenger RNA, 5781 nt
Organism: Laccaria bicolor S238N-H82
Lineage: Eukaryota; Fungi; Basidiomycota; Agaricomycetes; Agaricales; Hydnangiaceae
Exons: 13
Coding region: 1-5781 (1926 amino acids)
Molecular function (GO): methyltransferase activity; ATP binding; ATP-dependent chromatin remodeler activity
Source: RefSeq, a predicted model, not a curated record
AUGGAAGAAAACGCUUCAGACUCGGAACCGGAAGAGCAUUCUGGUCCUAGCAAGAAAGCUACGAAGUCUACAGCUCCUGACUCAUCUGACCUUCCUCCCAUUAACGAGAUACCCGCCAUAUUCGACGACCUUGUCAGUCACAUACCAAAGAUCAAAGACGUUGCGGAACGUGUUAAAGGCCGAAAGCUCCGCGUAGCAACGAUGUGUUCGGGAACAGAGUCUCCCCUACUAGCUUUGGAACUCAUGCAGAAAUCGAUUUAUAAACAGCACGGCGUCAAUUUCGACAUCGAACACGUUUUCUCAUGCGAAAUUGAACCCUUCAAGCAAGCAUACAUCGAACGCAAUUUUCAGCCUCCUCUUCUGUUCCGUGAUGUUUGUGAGCUGGGAGAUGGGGAAGCACAUACCGCGUAUGGUGCUCUUGCCCCUGUACCAGGCGACGUUGAUAUUUUAAUCGCGGGUACGUCUUGCGUCGAUUAUUCAAAUCUCAACACCCAAAAGCAAGACAUUGAUGCAAAUGGGGAGUCCGGACGUACGUUUCGCGGAAUGAUGUCCUGGGUUACGACGCAUCGGCCUCCCCUCGUCAUCUUGGAGAAUGUUUGCUCCGCUCCUUGGGAGAAGGUCAAGGAGUAUUUCGAGCAAAACGGAUAUAGUGCCUCAUAUUCACGAGUCGACACCAAACAUUACUAUAUUCCGCAUACUCGCACUCGCGUUUACCUUGUUGCUGUCAACAAGAAAAAGUCACCCAUUCCUGAAGAAUGGAAAGAUUUGGUAUCACACAAGCUGAAACGUCCUGCAUCUUCAACCCUCGAUGCUUUUCUAUUACCGUCCGAUGACCCCCGCAUCCAUCUCGCGCGACAGAAGCUAGUCCAAGAAAGCUACGGUGCUCUGGACAGGCGAACAGGGCGCACCGACUGGGGUCGUUGUGAAUCACGCCAUCAACGAGCAAGGUUGGAAGAAUGGCUAGGGGCAAAGCGGCCUUUAACGAGUUGGGACGAAGGUGGUUUUUGCAAGCUUCCCGAUUUUGCGUGGAACGACUGGGGAAUUGGCCAAGUUGAGCGUGUCUGGGAUUUGAUGGACAUCAGCCAUCUUCGCUCUGCCACAAAGGGGGUUGAUCCUUCUUAUAAAACUCAGGUUUGGAACCUUUCUCAGAACGUCGAUCGUACUAUCGGAUCGAACAAGGUGGGGAUAUGUCCCUGCCUUACACCAUCCAUGAUUCCCUAUAUCACGAAUCGAGGUGGCCCAAUGGUGGGACUAGAAGCCUUGUCCAUGCAAGGCUUGCCGGUGGACAAACUCCUUCUGACGCGAGAGAGUGAGGACCAGCUUGCGGAUCUGGCUGGCAAUGCCAUGUCUACAACUGUGGUCGGGGCGUGCAUCUUAGCAGCCCUCGUCACCGGCAGAAGCUUACUUAAAGCCGGAAACGACGAACAGUCUCAAAUCGUAGGCGAGGAAAAGCUUGUUCAGAAACCACUCAACUUGUCAAUUACUCAAACGUCUUCCUUCUCCGAACUUUUAGAAGAAGCGAACAACAGUGUGCGUCUUUGCGGGUGUGAAGGUCGCACAGGGAUGACGACGAGAGAGUUACUCCGCUGCAUUGACUGCAGAAAUUCUUUCUGCAAGAAGUGUGGCGGACGUCCAGAGCAUAACCCAUCCCCCAUCGAUACUGCCGCGUGCCUCCGACUCCACCCCUCAGAAUUUGCUAAGAAGCUAAAAUCGACGCUACCGAUGUGCAUCUCCGUGUCGGGCGUUGACCGUGACCUACUGCAAAGCCUCAAAGAAAAAGAUGGGAAGGAUAUUCCGGAAUUGCGAUGGUCUGAAUGGUCAGCAGCUGUGCUUCGUGCUGUUGGUUCUGAGCUGCGAUUUGUUGAGCUCAAGCGCCAGGAGAUUUGGAGUGCAGUUUAUCAGUCACCAACCGCGGCUCUAGAACUAUCGCUGCAUCCGCAGCAAAGCGAAUGGCGUUUAUACGCCUAUCCCCAGGAACACGAGCCUGCCAAAGCUGAGAUUCGACAGCUGCUCGCGUCUCCAGUUGGUAGAUUUGUAUGCAACGGUGGUUUGCUUUUGGGGUGUUGGGAGUUCGCGUUACCUCUGACCAUCUCGAUCGAGGUGAAGAUAAAAGGAGUUGGGGAUCUAGUCCCGUCUUGGGGGGCUCGUCUUGGGCUGAUUGGAGAGAAUGAAGAAUUCAAGAAUCAGCAAGUCUUCUCGAAGAUUCAAGUCACCGUGCCUCAGAAUCGGGUAGAUGCAUUUGAUCGGGACAUAUCUGGGGUGUAUGCCCUUCUUGACAAAUGUGGGACCGCCAACGGGGCACUACACAAGAAGUCCGAGGCAACAGAGGGCCUCCCACCUCUAUUCAUGCUCUUCGACCCACAUCGUACCAAUGACUCUGAGGAUUGUUUUGUUUUUUCGAUCAGUACCCGGAGGCUUGAAUAUCAGGAAUGUCGUCCGAUUGUAGGCAAGCUUGAUCCCACAUGGCGACAGUCGAGUGACGCGAAGGAACAGACAGUUCUGUGUCAUAUUCCUGCCAAGUGGGUCAAGGCAAUCGAGGUUGAAUUAAAGCCUUACGUUGGGCAAGGUCCGUCCUUUGGUAUUCCCAGCCAAACAUUCGCUAUCCCCAUUUCCGAUGACGCUUGUCGGGAUGCAUACGCCCUGCUAACUUGCACUGUUCCUCUACGUGGCCAAGCCGGUCCUGAGUGGCCUCGUGGAACAUGGACUGAAAUUGACAAAGUUCAUGAACGCGGAACUUUCAGAGCUUUAGCGUGGCUUUUAGAACGCAUCCGACAUGUCGACGACAGCCUUCGCUCAUGGCAGAAGGUUGAACUCCUCAGCGAAUUGGACAAUUGUGAGCGCUGCGCACCAACAGCACCACUACUCAGAUGGACCCAGGUCAACAAGAAAACAGUACCUGUGGAGGAUCCCGUUCAAGCCGGAGAAUAUGAAAGGCGUCUGAAGGGUCGCCCAAGUCCCUUCGUUACCCAAUUGAAGCUUGACGACAGUGGCACAGGGACCGUCCGCGUUGGCAUCAACAUUCCAUCUCUGAUUCAUCGAGCGAUUUCUCGUCUUCCCUCCAAGAAUCGCGGGGCACAGACAUCACUGUCAUGGCGUCUUGACACCAACUUUACCCCCGCUGCAAACUCUUCUCUGCCGAAGUUUGUAAUAUCGAGCAACAAACAUGACAAACAACAUGCUCAACCCCCCAAUUUCAAAAUUCCCCUAAGGGAAGAACAGCUUCGCUCUCUGGAGUGGAUGCUUCUUCAAGAGGCUGCUGAUGUAAAACCAUUCGCAGAGGAGGAGAUCUCUGAAGCUAUUCUGGAUCCCCUGGGAUGGAGAGCUGAAGGACGAGCGGAGAGACCCGUUCGCGUCAGAGGAGGAGUUUUGGCUGAUCAAGUUGGGUACGGGAAAACUGCAAUCACCCUCGGCCUCAUUGAUUGUGCUUCUAAGAAGACUUCAAAUGAAUUCGACAAAAUGGGUCGCAUUCCGGGAAAAAUUGCCGUCAAAGGCACUCUCAUCAUCGUCCCACCUCAUCUAACUAGGCAGUGGAAUUCAGAGGUGGGGAAAUUCCUCAAAAAGAAGUUGAAAGUCGUUGUGGUCUCCACCGUCUCCAACCUCAACGGCGUGAAAAUCGAGGACAUUCAAGAGGCCGAUAUCAUUAUUGUCGCGUCAAACAUUUUCAAAAGCAAUGUUUAUUUGGAAAAUCUCCAAAUCUUAGCUGGCGCUGGGGAUCUUCCCACACGCGAAGGUCGCCAUUUCAAUGCACAUCUUGAAAAGGCACUACAAUCCCUCAAAGCUCAGGUUGAUCGUCUCCAAGAUGAAGAUUCUUCUGCCGUUAUGAAUGAAAUUAGAGCUGCCCAAAAACGAGGUGAGGUUUUCCACUCCAUAACCACUCUCUCAUACUUAUAUUGCGACGAUUUAGUUCUUGAAGAAGAAGCUGCUGUGGCGGCAUCAGCCGCCUCAAAGAGACUGAAGGGAAAAUCAUACCGUGAGGCGGCAGAGAGAUCCCAGAAAGUCAAGAAACCUGCCACGAAGGAAUCAUCAAGUCUAAAAGCUGCAGCUACCAAAUCAACUAAAAAAGAUUCUCGCCUUAUUGUGGAGGUGGUCAUUGAGUCUGGGAAAGAUUGGACGCAGAUGCAAGCACCCCCAUUUGAACUCUUUCACUUCGCACGCAAGGUCGUGGACGAAUAUACAUAUCUUGAUGGCAAGGUCCAUUCUUUGGUCACGAGUCUGACGGCUGAGAGGCACUGGGUCCUCUCGGGAACACCACCAAUCCACGACUUCGCCGCGUUGAAAACCAUUGCCGCCUUUCUAAAUAUCCAUCUGGGAGUUGACGAUGACGGAGAAGGUCAAUCUGUGGAAGUGAAGAAACGACGUCGAGAACAAACAGCUGUUGAACGCUUCCACUCUUUCCGCGAAGUCCAUAGUUUGGAAUGGCACACGCACCGUCACACGGUUGGUCAAGCAUUCCUUGACCAGUUUGUGCGCCAGAACAUCGCCGAGAUUGACGAAAUUCCUUGGACGGAGAAGGUUGAACCCAUCGUUCUGCCUGCUGCUGAACGAGCUAUCUACCUCGAACUCGAGCAUCACCUGCGUGCACUGGACAUGACCAUCAAACGUGGCAAAAAAACAGAGAGUGACCGAGAGAAGAGGUUGGCGAAAUCUCUGGGCGAAAGCAAGACGGCCGAGGAAGCACUGCUGAAGCGUUGUUCCCAUUUCGACCUCGAAACGUCCAAUGAGAAUGCCAUGAAAGCUUGUGACGUUAUUGUCAAAGAACGUCAGAAGCAAUUGGACGAAUGCAAAGCGGAAUUACUCAAGGCAAUUAGUGACGGCGUCAAGCGAGAAAAAAGCCUCGGUUUUGUUGGCAAUGAUGAUGAAGCGACCGUGAUGGUCAACGAACUCCUCGACAAAGCUAACGCUGUCACUUCCAAAAACAAAGGAAAGUCUCAAGAUACUCAAAUUUCGGAAAAGGUCAAGGCCCAGGCCUGGGAACAUCGAGAGAAGACGCAUGAAAUUCGGCGUCUGACAAAAGAACUCACCGGACGGAUUCGCUCGCUUCGAUAUUUCACGGUUGUUCGUGACCUCCAAAAACAAAGAGAGAAACCUCUGGUCGUCGAUUGCCCUGGAUGCCACAAAAAGAAUGUUCCGAUUGACGACAUUGCUGUGCUUUCGUCUUGUGGCCAUACAGGCUGUUUAUCGUGCGUCAAAUCCUGUGCGGAGAAGGAGGAGUGUGUCCAUGCAGCAUCGGGUGCAUGCAAGUCUGCAGCUCGGGUGCUUAAUGUAGUGAGAGGCGACACGUUGGGUGUUGACGACGAGGCACGGGAUGGUCAUGGACGCCACUUUGGUUUGAAGCUUGAAAAGGUCAUUGACCUUAUAAGAAAGAAGAUUCCUAAGGACGAACGAGUACUGCUCUUCGUGCAAUUCCCAGACUUGAUGAAAAAGGUGACGGAAGCGCUUGCAGUCAACAAAAUCAAAUACCUCGAAAUCAAGGGCACCGCCCACCAAAAGAGCAAGAAUCUGGAAUUGUUCCAGAAUGGAAGUGAGGAGAGGGUGUUGUUGCUGAAUGUCAUGGACGAGAGCGCAAGCGGAGCCAACUUAACAUCUGCUAACCACGCCAUCUUUUUAUCCCCUCUCCUUGCGCCCUCACAGGAAAUUUAUAACGCUUGUGAGACACAAGCUAUUGGUCGCUUGGUUCGUUAUGGGCAGGAAAGACACGUCUACGUUUGGAGAUUUUUGACCACGAAUACCAUUGACGAAGAAAUCUACGAGCAGAGGAAAGCCGCCGUCGGACAUGUUUGA